Agelaius phoeniceus (red-winged blackbird) is the source of this 1915-nucleotide messenger RNA. RefSeq names its product interleukin 10 receptor subunit alpha (gene IL10RA). The record is from RefSeq and is a predicted model, not a curated record. Gene Ontology annotation, biological process: cytokine-mediated signaling pathway. Gene Ontology annotation, molecular function: protein binding; cytokine receptor activity. Gene Ontology annotation, cellular component: plasma membrane. NCBI's taxonomy places the organism in Eukaryota, Metazoa, Chordata, Aves, Passeriformes, Icteridae.
AUGGGCCCCUCUGCCACCGCCCUGGCGCUCAGCCUGGCGCUGCUCCUCGCCUGCCCUACCCACGGUGAGGAGCUGGCCGAGCCCCGUUCCGUGCGCAUCACCACGGAGAUGGGCUGGCCCCUGCUGCGCUGGAAGCCGGGGCGCGGCUGCCCCAGUGACGCCCGCUACAACGUGGAGUACGUCGUCUAUGGCAUAGGCAUGAACUGGACAGCCAUCCCGGAGUGCUGGAACACCACGGAGCACUCCUGCAACCUCACCCACUACACCCUGCACCCGGGGCAGCGCCACCAUGCUCGGGUCAGGGCCGUGGCCGGGAACCUCACGUCCUCCUGGAAAAAGACUGGAGGCUUCUACCCAGAGCAAGCUGGCCUGCGCCUGGCGGGGCAGAGCCUCUCCGUGAUGGGCAACUCCAUCCAGGUGCAGCUGCGGCUGCUGCUCCGCCCCGGGACCAGCCCCGAGUACAGCGACUUGCAGAGGGAAAUGAGCCGCUACCACGUGCACCUCCGGAGGACACGGGACAACCACACGAUCACGGUGGUGAAGAACAGCACGGAGUUCACCAUCAGGGAGCUGUUCUGGCUCACAGAGUACUGCCUGAGCGUGGAGCCCAGCCUGGCCAACAUGCCCAUCCCCAGCAGGCGCUCUGCUGAGCAGUGUGUCACCACCGGCCCCAGGGACAGGAGUGCAGAGCUCCUCCCGACCAUCCUCAGCUCCUUCUUCAUCACCCUGUCCUUGCUGGGGCUCCUGGGGGCUCUGCUGGCAUGUACCUACAUCAGGAGACCUGUGAGGACACCGUCUGCCCUGAAGUCCUUCAUGAAGCAGAGCUCGCUCUGGGUGGAGCACGAGCCCCCAUCCUCGGGCAGCCUGGAUGCAGACCCCAUCCAGCAGCUCUUCCUGUGCCAGAAGGAGCCCCAGCUGGGCAGCAGCCCUGGCAGCAGCACCAGCGCAGCCCAGCAGCCCCUGGAGCAGGGCUGGAAGCUCCCAGCAUGGCCCAAGGACCAGCUGGGACCCACGGGGAGCAGAGACAGCAGCGGCACCAGCAUCGACAGCGGCAUCUGCCUGCGCAUCCCCUCCUCCUCCUCUUCUUCCUCCUCCUCCUCCCUGAGCUGCUCCGUGGGCCCCAAGCCCCAGGGCUACAGGCAGCAGCUGCCCAGGGCUGAGGACAGUGGGGUGGGCUUGGAGAGCCCCUGCCCUGCUGCUGGCUGCUCCUCUGGCAGUGCAAACACCAGCCCAGGGCUGUCCCCUGCCACCAGCCAGGCUGGAGUGGAGUUCCGGGGGUACCUGCAGCAGUCCAAGGGCACCGUGGAGCCAGAGAGGAGCCCGGGGCAGGGAGAGCCCGUCCUGGGCUGUGCAGGGUCCCUGCAGAGCCUGGGCAGCACCGACAUCAUGCUGGACAUGGAGUGCUCCGAGCUGGCUGUGGCCAAGGGGUAUUUGAAGCAGUCCAACCCCGAGCAUCCCCUCACACAGCACCUCUCUCCCCGGGGAGCUCCUGCCUGCAGCUUCUCCAGCCAGGUGGGACCCCAAGUGCCCACCCUGCUGAGCUGGGCAGCCCCAGGUGCUCCACUGACCUCCAAAGCCAGCCCUGAUCCGAAAACUCCCUUCGACCUGCACAUCUUCAACAACACUGCCUUCCCUGGGGUGCUGCCACUGAUCCCCAGCCUCAGCUCCAGCUGGAUCCCACUGCCCACCCAGCCCCUGGGCCAGCUCAGGGGGGACAGCAAGGACAGCCGCCUGUGACCCGUGCCCUGGGGCCACCAGCCUGUGCUCCGACCCAACUACCUCGUCUGCCUCUGGAUAAGCUACUCCUGACCCUGGAUGUCCACGGUGCCAGCCCAGCCGUGGGCCAGCAGCACCAGCUCAGCCCCUGGUGGGGCUGCUUUGCCCCAGCCCUGCUGUGGGCAGCCCCCAGGGCACC